GCGUUGUCCAUAAACAGAUCCAUUCGUCAAUGUGACUAGUACGGGUAAGCAGUGCAAGUCUGAAGGAAAAAUCAAGAAAUAUUCGGAUAUAAGUGUUACAGAAUGGAUCCCCGGUGUCUGCUUUUAACAGCUACAGUUUUCUUGUGGUUAAUAACUGGAGGUAGUGCUGCAUCGGUAGACCCGAAAUCCAUACGAAUCGUCGGAGGCGAAGAAGCGAAAGAUGGGGCAGCCCCUUAUCAAAUUUCCCUUCAGUCAACCUCGGGGCACAAUUGUGGAGGUGCGAUUAUCGCUGAUCGGUGGGUUCUGACUGCUGCCCAUUGUGUUGUCGGGCGUAGCCCAGCGGACAUCAAAAUUCUAGUUGGUACUAACAAUCUCAAGGAAGGUGGCGAGCGCCUCGACGUUGAUUUCAUCGUAUAUCACAGUCGCUACAACAAACCAUCCUAUCACAACGAUAUAGCCCUAGUGCGGUUAGCAGCCAAAUUGAACUUUAGUGACCAUAUAAAGCCGAUUGAGUAUUCAGAAAAAUAUGUUCCAGACAAUGCCACGAUUACCUUGACUGGAUGGGGUCGGCUCUCGGCUGGUGGAACCGCUCCCAACAAGCUACAAACGAUCACUUUGCUUAACGUGGAUCACGAUCGUUGUAAGCAGUUGCAUGGUGGGGACGAAAGUGUGGACAUUGGACAUUUAUGCACCUUUACUAAAAAGGGAGAAGGAGCGUGCAAUGGCGAUUCAGGUGGACCACUGACCUGGGAAGGUAAACUAGUGGCGCUCGUGAACUGGGGUAUUCCUUGUGGACGGGGAUACCCGGACGCACAUGCCAGAGUGUCGUAUUACCAUGACUGGAUUCGAACAAAUGUGGCGAAUAACAACGUAACCAAUAACUGAUAAGGUGAAACUUGAUGAAGAAUAAAAGAGUGUAUGGUUUAAUAACCAUUUAGUCAGUGUUAUUAACCAUUUGUUAUUA
Messenger RNA from Armigeres subalbatus, 964 nucleotides. RefSeq names its product chymotrypsin-2-like. Gene Ontology annotation, biological process: proteolysis. The transcript has 4 exons. The coding region runs from base 103 to 885 and encodes 260 amino acids. Lineage: Eukaryota; Metazoa; Arthropoda; Insecta; Diptera; Culicidae. The record is from RefSeq and is a predicted model, not a curated record. Gene Ontology annotation, molecular function: serine-type endopeptidase activity.